GGAAGCGGCGGGAAGAGGAAUCGUCGCAGGAGUCUUGUCCUUUUUGUCGAUCUUUGCCCACACUUUUGCUGCUGGCCCCCCCUAUGCCUGCGCGUGUGGUGGGCGCAUUUCCCGUCCUGUUCUACUUUGCUUGCUUGCUUGCUUGCUUGCUUGCUUGUUUGCUGCUGCAGUUGCUGCUACUACUUCCCCCGGUCUGAAUCAGGCGUUCAGCUCGAAAGCGAACGCCCAAGUGCUUGCUUCAAAUCUUUUCCUGCGCGUGGAUUGUACGCCGAGACGCUCGCACCCCCAGUCUUUCUUUGCCUCCACAGACUCUCACCUCAUCUCGCCCGGCCCCGUUUUUUCUUCUCCCAACCGACUUUGUCUCUUGACGAAGGCUCGCCCUCCGAUCUACUCGUGCGUAUCCACCUGCGCCCAGGCCGAAGCGGCGGAUAUAAAGAGCCUGAAGCUAAAGGGGGGGGUGUCACGCGUACUAGCCUUGUACUUUUCUCCGCAAACACCAGGGGUGGGGACUGUUAAGUCAAGGCGUGUGCCAAUUUUGAGCCUCGACUUUCGCUACACGUACGGCUGAGCCUUGUUCGGCUCCCCGUUUAUCAACCUCUAAUCUUCGUGGAUUCCCAACAGUUUUCUUCUCCACUUCCCUUCCUCCCCAACGGCGGCAGGCGUGCCCGCGCAAUUCUUUGUGCUUCAACAGCAGCACGCACACGCCAUGGAUUCCGCACAGUCGAGCCCGCCACUGCUGCGGCCGCUGCCGCGACGACCGUUCCAGCUGACGUCGGACUCGUCUAAUGAAUCGUCGCACGCGACGACGACGCCGCACACGGGCGACGCGCCCGAGCUGGAUGACAAGGGGGAGAUGGAACGGACGCAGUCAAUUCUGAACCUAACGUCGUCGACGCUGUUGGGCAUCUACGCGCCGACGGGCUUCGACUCGGUAUCGCAGCCGCAGACGCCUUGGGGCACCGGCGCGGAGACGCCCGCGUACAGGGGCAGCCUAGACGGGUACCCGUCGCAACGCGGAGGAUUCAGGGAGGGCGAGCUGGACGAGCGUUUGCUGCGAGACAGCCUGCGGCGCAGCGGGCUGGACGCGCGGCGGGAGUCGACAACGACAACGACAACGAGGAGGGGCAGCGUCGGCGCGCCGAGCAGAGGGCACCCGCCGCGGUCGGCGGCCGGUGCCGCACUCCACGCCGCGCUGAGGAUCGCAAUCCUGUUCGCGUGUGGCCUGGCGUACGGCGCGCUGGUCGCGCACCUGCACGACCACAGGCAGGUUGUGCCCGUUCAGAUGGAAGGGCCGGACCGCGAAGGCGCGAGGUAUCUGGUCUUCUGGGGCGUCGCCAGUGUGGCGCUGGGCUUUGUGCUGCCGUGGGUGGACGGCUUUGCUGAAGAGAAGCUCUCCGGAGGAACGACCAAAGGCCUUGCUCGGGCGCCGCCUCCUGCGCCGGCGUCCGGUUUGAACGCGGUGGAGUGGAAUGACGUGGUCAGAAGUGUCGGUGCCUUUAUUGGCGUCGCGUACGCAAUCAGGAAGACGCCGUGGUCGUCACCGCUCCAGCUCUCCGUCACUCUCGCGAUGGUGAACCCUUUUCUCUGGUACAUCCUCGACCGCACCUACGCCGGCUUCUUCCUCUCCACCGCGAUCGGCUUCCUGGGCAUCCUCGGCGUGUUGCUGCUUAAUCCGUCCUGGGUCCCAGCGCCCAGCCAUGCCCUGCUCGCGCAUGCCAACGUGUCGUCCUUCACCAGCAUACAGCACGGCGUGCCAGUCGCCCUCGAGAACUUCCUGACGCACGAGCGCGUCGGAUCCGCCAUAUGGAUCGGCAGCGUGUUUUUCUGCAGCUGCGUCUGCUUUGGGAACAUCGGUCGCCUGCUUGCUACCGCUCAGCAGCAGCGACGGUGAAUGUUUGGACCUGAAAUAAAUGGGUGGGAACAACCACCCAAAUUGGCGUUCGACAUCCUUUUGCUUCUUCGUCUUGCUUUCCUUUCGGCCUCAUCCGUCUCCCCGCUCCAAUCGCUUAACGUCAUCGGUUUCAGUCUGAGCCUUAUCUGAAAGCUCGCUGUGUCCCUGUGAUCCGAUCCUCUUUUCUUUUUCCCCUUUUCUCCCUUCUCUCUCUAUUCCUUUGAAAAAAAAAAACCCCCUCCCAUGCACAUGAGCUGGUGCCUCUCGUAACGGUGUAUGGGUCGUCAAGGAUUCCAGGGACAGAACAGUUCCUGGCUUGCCACUUCCAACGCAAAGAAGCAUUCGAACACGUCGAGGUGAAGGAGAAAUGGGGAAGGUGGUAGGGAGUGAGGGAGGGGAAAAAAAAAACCCCUCUUCCCCAAGAAGGAAGGAAGGAAAGAAAGAAAGAAAGAAAGAAAGAAA
Molecule: messenger RNA, 2353 nt
Organism: Verruconis gallopava
Lineage: Eukaryota; Fungi; Ascomycota; Dothideomycetes; Venturiales; Sympoventuriaceae
Exons: 3
Coding region: 707-1891 (394 amino acids)
Biological process (GO): sterol biosynthetic process
Cellular component (GO): endoplasmic reticulum
Source: RefSeq, a predicted model, not a curated record